UGUCAACGAUCAGAUUCCACGAGAUCUGCGUGACGAGAGAGAGAGAGAGAGAUGAGUGAAGCGCAGUGGAAAGGCAGCGAUGGACGGAGCGGUGAUCCUCAUCAUCACCAACAUCACCAUCACGAGCAUCAUCACUCUGAUCCUCAGUACGGGACGUUCCAAGGUGUGAGUUCGCAGCAGCCAGCGAUGGGGUUUCCCCAGCCGGUUCCGCCGCCAGGAGCCUCUGGUUAUCCGCCCCAUCCAGGCCAGAAUUACUAUCCCCAUGGCUACCAAUCUGUUCCAGCCUAUGCUGCUGUUGCUGAAGGAAGGCCUUUGAGAGAGCCACGUCUGCCUUGCUGUGGCAUUGGCCUUGGAUGGUUUUUGUUCAUCAUCGGGUUCUUUCUUGUUGCUAUUCCAUGGUAUGUCGCAGCCUUCAUAGUACUGUGUGCCACAAGAGUUGAUCAUAGAGAAAAACCAGGCUAUGUUGCUUGUACAAUUGCAGCUGUUGUUGCGACUAUCGCUAUUAUUUUUGGAGCAACAAAAGGAGCUGAUGUGUGGUGAUUGCCUGAUAGCCUUAAAGAACAGAAUUGUUUGGGUAUAGGGUGCCAAUGUAUGUUCAUAGCUGUUUAUGUACUCUAUAGUUGUUUCUGGUAUUCUAUCCAGUAAUACAUAGUGGGACCUGUUGCAGAUUUGUUUAUUUUCCUGUACAACUUAGCGAUCAUUCUGGAAUUUCACUUUGGUGUUUCUAUAAUAACUUUUCGUUAAUACAAGUCUUAAUAUCAUUAUGUAGCUGAUA
Molecule: messenger RNA, 775 nt
Organism: Dendrobium catenatum
Lineage: Eukaryota; Viridiplantae; Streptophyta; Magnoliopsida; Asparagales; Orchidaceae
Product: 60S ribosomal protein L18a-like protein
Exons: 4
Coding region: 52-540 (162 amino acids)
Source: RefSeq, a predicted model, not a curated record